UUUCUUUCUUCUUUUUUUUUUUUUUUUUACAUAUUUCUAUUGCGAUUAGAAUAGAUUUGUCAUCAUCAUUAUUAUUUUGCCUGCUGUCAAGUUACUCUAAAAUUAGGAAUAAUGAGUCUGGAUGCUUUGGGAAGCGCGGUUAUGGACUCCGCGUUUUCCAAACGGAACACAGCGCUGAGAUUAGUUGACUUGGCAGGGGCUCACCACCAUCACCAUCAUCACCACCAUACCCCUCAGAGCGUGACAGGCAUCCCGGGGUUCAGCAGCCAUCCACACUCAAUGGCUCACACGCUCCCCGGGGAGAUUACUGCAGAACCCCGCCUGGGGCCGAGUCCAUUCGGGCCAGAACACAUGGGGCACUCCGCGGCCCUCAAAAUCAGCCCAGCCCAUCAUUAUCCUCAUCACCAUCACCACCACAAUCAUCAUAUGGCAGGCCACAGUGAAGUUGUCUCCAGUCAAACGGGUGCUUUUGGCCCAGUGCAGGCGGCUCCUGUCCCCUACUCCAUGUCUCACACGGCCCAGGCACUCUCGGCAGGUAGGGAUUUCUUCAUUCGAAGAGAUUUGACAGCUCCAGCCAUGCCGGGGCUGAUCGACCAGUCUUCUGGUGCAUCCUCUCACCACGGAAUGUUUGUCUCAACAACAGGUAGCUAUCCUGGGCACUAUGGUCAUCACCCCGAAGCUGGAAACCAUUCCCUCUUUCCUCGACUCCAUCACGAACAACCAUCUAACGGAGCGCCAGGUGGCCAAACGCUGAAUGGACAAAUAAGGUUAGGAAUACCUGGAGAAAUGUAUGUUAGGUCUGAUCACAUGAGUCAAGUGGCAGGUUCAAGGGCUGAUUCGUUUGCUGCCUCGACUUUGCACGGCUACGGCGGCAUUAGUUUAAACAUGAAUCUUAGCGCUCACCACGGACCCGGUGCCUUCUUCCGUUACAUGAGGCAGCCGAUCAAGCAAGAACUCAUUUGUAAGUGGCUGGAUCCAGAACACGCCGCAAAAAAACUUUGCUCGAAAACUUACAGCACCAUGCACGAGUUGGUAACGCAUGUGACAGUGGAGCACGUCGGGGGACCGGAGCAGGGAAACCAUAUCUGCUUUUGGGAAGAGUGUCUUCGCGAAGGAAAACCGUUUAAAGCCAAGUAUAAGCUAGUAAAUCAUAUCAGAGUUCAUACCGGCGAGAAACCGUUUCCGUGUCCGUUUCCCGGCUGUGGCAAAGUGUUUGCAAGAUCUGAAAACCUUAAGAUCCACAAAAGGACUCAUACAGGUGAAAAGCCUUUUAAAUGCGAAUUUGAAGGAUGCGAUCGACGCUUCGCGAACAGCAGCGACCGAAAGAAGCACUCGCACGUGCACACCAGCGACAAGCCUUACAACUGCAAAGUGAGAGGCUGCGAUAAGUCGUACACGCACCCGAGCUCCCUGAGAAAACAUAUGAAGGUGCACUGCAAGUCUCCGCCGCCGAGUUCGGGCUACGAAUCCUCGACUCCCUCUCUCGUUUCCCCUGCUUCGGACUCCGGUCGAGACCCGGCCUCAUCUACGCACUCCGACGCUCUCUCCUCCUCCCAAGGCGCCAAUCUAAGCGAGUGGUACGUUUGUCACAGUUCUGGCGCGAGCGGCACCCAGACCCCACCCAGCAGUUCUUCGCCGGAACCAGAGAACGGUUCUCCUUACAGAAACCGCGAACCAAGAGAUACGUUUUGAUCAUACCGGUCUUCUUGAAAAUAUUAUAAACGUUAUUUAAGUAUUCGUGAGAAGAAUGGAGAGGAAUUGAAAAAACAGACAUUACCAGGGGACAGUGAUUUUUAUCUAAUUUCCGAAAUAAUUAGUCUAAUUUAUAGACACAUAUUGGAAAACAUGUGGUGAUUUCCCAGAUUAUUUAGGCAAAAUUGACCAAACAAUUAGAUGGACAGUAAUAUCGGCAUCAAUUAAACAGUUUUCGUAAGAUUGUUGCUGAAUUUAAUGUAAAUUAUGUUUUUCUUUCGGCAUUUCCAUAAUAAUUUAUUUUCAUAUCUGACGUGAACAUUUUUGUAUCAUCGAACCAAAGUGUUAAUUGAUAUGUUUGUAUAUUGGUACAUGGUGACGUUAUCAUGUGUACUUGUGUAUAUGUUUUAAAAACACUGCCUUUGGUCGUUUGGAAGAAUAUUUUUUAUCGUUUGUAACUGGUUUGUACAUACAAUAAUUAUAAAAUUUAAUAGUUUGAUGGUAGACCACAAUAAAUUUUCUAUAUUCCCUCAUAAUAAACUUUCCGUGUGUCAGUCUACAGAAGAUGCUUAAAUUUGGUCGAAUGUAUAUUUCUACAUCUGCAUUUAAUCGAUUAUUGUUGAAAAAUCGACGUGGCAUUUUGUGCUUUUGUAAUACGUUUGUUAAUUCCAAUAUUUUACGAUGUAAAAUAACAGUAUUCCACCAGUCUAUGAACGUGUACCAAACUGCCUUGUACUUUGUCGGUAUCUUCAAUAAACCUUGUUUUCUACUGUG
Messenger RNA from Brienomyrus brachyistius, 2466 nucleotides. Its product is annotated as zinc finger protein ZIC 4-like. Gene Ontology annotation, cellular component: nucleus. The record is from RefSeq and is a predicted model, not a curated record. Gene Ontology annotation, biological process: central nervous system development; regulation of transcription by RNA polymerase II. NCBI's taxonomy places the organism in Eukaryota, Metazoa, Chordata, Actinopteri, Osteoglossiformes, Mormyridae. The transcript has 2 exons. The coding region runs from base 112 to 1692 and encodes 526 amino acids. Gene Ontology annotation, molecular function: DNA-binding transcription factor activity, RNA polymerase II-specific; RNA polymerase II cis-regulatory region sequence-specific DNA binding.